This is a messenger RNA of Camellia sinensis, 768 nucleotides long. NCBI's taxonomy places the organism in Eukaryota, Viridiplantae, Streptophyta, Magnoliopsida, Ericales, Theaceae. The record is from RefSeq and is a predicted model, not a curated record.
AUGGAUAAUGUUAUAGGGCAAGAUUUGAUUAGUGAUCUGCCUCGAAAGACUUAUCUUACUUUUAAAGGAUUGACUCGUUUGGAGCUAAUUCGAUGUGAAUUGGACCCUCCUCUGACUUCUAAAGGAUUCUUAUGUUUCAAAUACCUCAAUCUUCAACAAGUUUUAAUUGCCCCCGAUGUUGUUGAAAGUCUCAUAUCAAGUUGCCCUCUUCUUGAGAGUCUAACGUUAUCGUACUUUGAUAGUUUAGCUCUUACUAUCUGUGCUCCGAAUCUCAAACACUUGUGUCUGGAAGGCGAAUUUAAAGACAUAUGUCUCAAAAAUACCCCACUUUUGCUUGCUAUAUCUGUUGCUAUGUAUAUGACUGAUGAUAUUGCCGAGCAUUUUGAACAAAGUUCAAGUUGCAACUUUGAUAAGUUUCUUGGCAGUGUACCAUGCCUUGAGAGACUUAUUGGACAUAUUUACUUCACCAAGUAUUUGAGUAUAGGUAACGACCUAGGAAAACUUCCAGUUGCAUAUAACCAUUUAAAAGUUAUUGAAUUGUAUCAAGUGAGUUUUGAGGACAUGAAAGAGAGACUGGUGGUUCUUCGUUUGAUUGUGAACUCCCCUUGUUUACAAGAACUUCAAAUCUCGGUGAGUAAUCUUAAACUCAUUAAAUAUUUUAUAUUUCAGAUUACAAUGGCCAUUCACUUGUUCAUUUCCUUGUAUUGUUCAAUUUCUAACAUUUUUAUCCUAACCAUAGGAGCCUUAAAACAAUGGAUGUUAGUGUAA